UUGUUUCUCUGUGCACUUCACCUAAAAAAUUCAGGCGACAUGACUCAGCAUUUCGGGCGACUUAACUCUGGUUUCGGGCGAGAUGACUUUCGGGCGACUUGACCGGUUACCGUUAAACCCCUCUGGAGAGCAGUUUCAAGAAAACGCUGAGCAGAUUCACUGGAUUCGUGUGAACGGAAGGUCGAUUCGUGCAAAAUGGUAGGCGGUUUCGUGUGGACGUAACCUUUUAAAUUCAAUUAUUCCCGUCCUUGAAACGUUAAAUAACCUUCGGACGGACAGUUUUUUUUAACGGACAACAAACAACUAAUACGGUUUCCCUUGCCCUCACAAAGCAAUAUAUGGCUGGUUUAAUAAAGGUUGCUUUGGGCAUUGGUAUUUGGGCACUGGGAAUCUGUUGUUUAGUCGUCACUCAAGCAAAUGACGGUAUUGUUCUGUAUGUCCAAUUGCCAAAGUAACCUUUAUAAACAGGUCUCUGGGUGGCCCUCCUUUCGCAUGAACCAAUCCAGUACGUAGAAAAAAACGCGCGUACACGCGCGAAAUCGCGACGAGGAAGACACAACACACAACCAAUCAGAUUUCUGCUAUUUUUCCAUUCGAUUGCAUCACAAGUCGUAAACUAAAGUCCGCCAUCUUUGAUUUCGGUUCCUUGUUUUCUGCAAGGUUACAUUUGUACAACCCUUAGUAACCAGUAAUCGUUUGUCGUGGAAUGGGUGUCUUCAACGUUCAAGAACAUUUACGACAUCGCCGAAAUCGGGAAAGCGAAGAAUCGUACGGGACAGAACUGUAAGUAUCGUAGAAUGUUUUGUUUUGGUAUUUUGCGCGGUUAAAUAAUUUAUUUACUGUAAAAACCGGUAAAAUUUGUAAGUUUAAGUUCCCUAUUUCAUCUUUGAUUUUCUAUCAACAGCUAUAAAUAAGCUGAUGACAAUGCUGCUUGAUUUGCGAAUUAAACCAGCCAGCCAAGUGUGAUGUCCUUAGCUUGUUUAUAAAUGAGACUCAAAGUAAGAUUCCCCCUUCUUCUUAUUUCGAUUAGCUAGCUGGUUAUGUAAUUCGCGUUCGAGUGGUAAAACCAUAUGAUAUAUCCCACGAUCUCGAUUGAUGAUAUUAUAAUUGGGCAGAGCACGAUAAAACAUUGGUGUUAAAACCAAUUUUCCAACGAAGAUUCCCUCGUCCAGCCAGUGAGCUUUGACCGGCGCCCGGUAAAUUCCAAAAGCCGGUCUGCUGAGCAGGAAGUCGUCGAGAGGUCAAACUCCGACAGGAACAUCAAAUUGGGCUCUUUGGAAAACUCAUAAUGCUUCUAAUGCUUGCUGUUUAUAUUGCGUUACAAGGGCCAAGUUGUUUUUUUUUUCUCACUUAGCCCAUAGGUUGUUUUUGCAGUCGUCGUUGCUCUUUCACAAGGCCAUUUUUUUCCUCCUCAGGGGCUGGGAGGAGGAUUUUGUUGAGCCUCCAGACGCACCGCAGCCCCAACAAGAAGCAGCUCAAAGGCGUACUAUCCGUCAGCGUUCACAGAAAAGUAAAAUACAUCAUUUUAACACAAAAUUCCCGGCAAGAAAGGUUAAAACUGGAAGCAGGCAGAUGAGGCGACAUGAAAACAGUUAGUAUUUUUAUUGUUUUGGAGAUGCACAUGAAAAAUAGAUUAUCUGUGGAUUAUUUUUAUUCGAAGAUAAUAGUUGAAGAAAUAAAAUUAUCUGCCCUUGUUCAUUUUCAUUCUGUAAUAUCUUUGGCUGUGGUAGUAAACAGUGAGUAUGAAACAAAGGGGCUGUGUACACUUGGUUGGGAGCCUGGGAACCAGUGCCUUGGAACUGGCACAGUGUGGUGUUUUGUUUACAUCUUGAGUACCUGAUAUGAAACUGUCCACAAAGUUACUCCCUUUCACGCUGUCAGAUGCAACUUGGAAACUUGAGCUUUGUAGGGAGUAGGAAGCAGUGGUUUGCAUUAUAACUAACAACACUGGUGUGCACACAGGGACCCGAUGCCCACUGUUGUGCCUGGGUACAAGGUCUCGACCUUGAACCCAGGCACCCCGGCACGGUUACCUUAUUGCAGCAUGGGUAGUUGAAAAAAACGUGUGUUCACAUUAAUAUUAGUACCCUAUGAGUACCACACUCGGGUACCUUUCCAAGUGUGAACGCUGUCAAAAGAAUUGUUAAGAUACUAUCCACAAACUUGGGUACUUUGGAGAACAAAACAAUCCCAAUUCAAAGUUGGGGUGUUUCUGGCAGGUAGCUCAUACAGCAGAACAACAUUGCUUAGAGGGGGUGGGUAAGGAAAGCUUCAUUUUCCCUUUUGAAAUUGGCAACAUGCCAAAAAAGCCCUUUGAGGCACAGUGACUCUACUUUUUGUUGCCGAUUGAAGGAUUAAGAGAACCACAAAAUAUUACAGUCUUUAUCAGGAAUUCUAAAACCAUUGAACAGGCUGAUCAAUGUGCCAGCUUAGAAUAUGCAAUGUCUGUUUUUAGCCUGUUUCCUUCUGAGUCUUGUCGAUCAUGAGGAAAUUGAUGAACUUGACAUCAGUGACUUGGUUAACAACAACACAAGUGUGUUUGCCUCACUUUUAACAAAUGCAGAAAAAAUGAAGGUAUGCUGUUUGAUGCAUUUUUUCUGGGAGAAAGGGGAACUUUCUUAUGGCCUACAGAACACUGGACAUGGCAUGCAUGCUUUUUGGCCCAUCCCGAACUAGAGAAAACUGUUAGUACAAUGAAAACACAUGUUCCAAAGAAAAUGUUACUCUUUAACGAAACAAGGAGCCAACUGUUUUGUCCCUUGUCCAACAGAGGGUUCUAAUUUAGCAGAAGGUGCUUCUCUUUUUUGUCGUAAGCAAAAGCAAGGUCAUGAUUUUUACCCCACAGUGGCAAGCCUAUCCCUCAACAUGAGUUUAGUACCCCUGGGUUGGUUAUGAAUGUUCCAGAUCUAACAUCCUUCUAUACUUCCUUGUAUGUUAAGAUCUGGAAUGAAUUUGUGAGCCUGUCUGAGGAAGAACAAGAUCUUGUCAUUACAAGAAGAACAUCAUCUCCUCAAGAGAAGGAAAUCAACCGAGAAAGUACUGAGGAAGAACUUGUCUUGACAGAAAGAGGUUGGUCGAAAUGUUAAGUAUAUUUUGUCUUUUCCACAAUAAAACUGUGCAGUUUAUACAAUUUCUCAGGGGGAGUAUCUAAAUGAAAUUGAAAAAAGUUGUUUCUCUUUACAAGUAGAUUAAGUUAGAUUGGUUUAAGUUCAAUACAGUUUGUAGCCCAAAAGUUAGCCACCGCUUGUUGUUUAAUUGUGUAAUUAUGAUAAUAUUUUUAAUUUUGAUGAUAAAUUAUUUUGUUCUAAUAAUUUAACUGAGGGAGCCCAUUCCUUAUAAGCCCGGUGGCUUCCCUUGGGCUUCCUUGCCAUUAGCGUUUUAAAUGAUUAGAUUUUCUUGCUUUUGUACAUCUUAUGGCAAAACAUUAAACUGAACUGAACUGAACUUGUUUGUUAUUCAAACAUAGCAUGUCAGACAGGCCCAGUCUAAGACUAAAAAUCUAGCACUUGAGCUGUCAAUAAGGUUCAAUUUCACGGUGCAAAGAAAGUCAGUUUUACAACCUGCCAUUCAAGCAAGCUGUAGCUAGCAUGUACUAGCCCACAAACCCUUUUUGGAUUAACGGGAUUGAUUACAAUCCUUCUGUAAUUUGAAUUUCCCCCAAAAAACAACACUUGCCCGUUGGGCAACUUAAGAACAAAAAAUCACUAGCCUGAUAGCAAAAUCCUCUAGCCCCAGGCUAUCGGACACGACUUUCUUUGCACGCUGAAGUUCCUAGGUCAAUGCAGCAAUUAUUGUUUGGCAGGAAACUGAACAGCUAUUAAGUUGUUCAUGCUCAGCUUUCAGGCUUUCCUUUUGUUUCUCCUCAAAGUAGCUGCGGGUCGUGCUUAUCACAGCCAGGGGAAAUCCUUGUCCCUUAGCCCUUAGGGACAGCCCUGCUGCACUCUGACCACUUGUAAAAUAGAGUAUCACUUCAUAAAAUACAUGUCCCUUGGGAACAGGGCCUUCGCUUAUGUUGGCCUUUCACCAUGCAACACUCUUCCUUCAGCUAUCAGGAGUAUCCAUAGUGUUCAGGGCUUAAAGACGGUUCUAAAGACUCUCUUAUUUUGUUUGGCAUUUGCCCAGUGAACUAUGCUUUUGUACAGUGAUUGAAGUAUUGUAUUUUUACAGUAUUUUCUCUUGGUGUACUGUUUGUCAGUUUCUUAUAAGGGCUUUAGAAUAUGAAUACACUUUUAGUGCUAUGUAAAUAAAAUGUCUUAUCUUAUUUCAAUUCACUGCAUCUGUAGAUGCUGUGGUAACUGCAGAAAGGUCUUUCAACAAAAUUGAAGGACGAAUCAGAGGAACACUUCUAAACAAGCGAUUUUCAAUGGUAUGUUUUACUUUCAAGUUAGUAGAUAUUCUUUUCCAUUGAUAAGCAAUAAGUAUGUCUUGACCAACACACUUCCAAAUCAGUCAUAUUGAAGAUUCAAGACACAUGGUUGUGCAUUGUUUUUUAAUCACGUGAAAAACUCCUUUUCACAUUAAAUUUAUCUCCACAUAACAUAAAUGACCAGUAAUCUUGGACAAAUUUAGAACCAAAUUUUAUCAGAUCAUUUUUCAAGGACCUCUUAUCGAAAACUCUGUUAUGUCAGCGAUUCUUCUUGUUUUCUUUUUGGGCCUUAUUUAAAGUGUGUCAAGUAUAGAGAUGUACCGCUCAUUCAUUUCUCCUCAUUUUUUACAGUUUGCUUUUUUUACCUUUAAUACAGGGUGGUCCAAGUAUAUGGAUGGGUGUGUUAAGAAUAGAGAUUUAUUAUAUAAACACCAAUGAAAUAUCAGGUGAGCUUUUGCGAGAAAACUUGACAUCUUCACAUGUGAAAAUAACAUGCUAUCUUCACAUGUGAAAAUAUCACCGUUGCUAUGGCUUCAUAAUAAAUCACUCCUUUCGCACCAAAAAACUAUUAAAGUGAAAUGGUUUGGUAGUUCAUUGGUGUUUAUAUAAUAAAUAGAACAUUACAUGGCCGCUUGGAGAUACGAAAUUUCUCUUCUCGUGUUAAAAAAAUAUUUCACUCGUUUCAACACUCGAGAAAUUUCGUAUCUCCGCGCAGCCAUGUAAUAUCCUCUAUGUAUCACUCAUUCAUUUCUAUAAUUUUCAUUUUUUUUUUUACAUUUUGCUUUUUUUUUUUUUUUGAUCCUCUAAUACAGGGUGGGCUGAAGCACCAUGAAGAGGAAGUGGUUUCCUACUUUUCUGAUGACCCCAGUUCCGUCAUGAUCACAAACAUACCAUCCAGGUGUGUUCAUAGCUAAAUACUGGUGCUAUGCUCAUUUUGGCUCAUAUUUUUGUUGAAAGUAAUGCUAAUUAUUUUUCUUUCACUAUGUUGCAGUUUUGACAGAUUGUUGGUUCAUGGUGUUUGCCAGUUCCUUGAUUUAAAAUCCAGCAGUAAGUUAUAGCAUUUUAGAACCCGAUCAUAUCAUCCAAGCAACAGCGAUACAAGGCUGUUACAGCUGGCUCUCUAGUACAGAGUUUUUUGGGGAGUGGCAAAGCCAUGAGACAAAACUCACUGACCUAAAGAAGAGUCUCUCGUUUCUAAUCUACCCACCAGCUUACAUUAAACUCAUUUGGUGGGAAGCCAGCCUGAAUAGUGAAACAUGGAAUUCCUACAAAGAGUGUGCUUGCAGCCUUUUGUGAUACAGAAGAAUGCUUGCUAUAAGUGCUUUUGCAGUGUCGUGUGGCAAAAAAAUAGCAUUCAUUGUGUGAGAAGUUGGUUUUCCUCAACAUCAUGCUAUAUCCAAAGAAAGAAAAUUCAAACCUGUUUGUGCAUUAUUAUAAUAAUAAUAAUUACCAUCUAACUUAGAUUCCUUGUUAAAUUUUACUUUUCUCUUGUCAAAUUUACCCUUCUUUGUUGCCAGAUAGCAACAUCAAGUCUUAGUUGUUGGACCCUUAGUAGUUCACUAUGUUCAAAAUUAUGUGUGUGGCAUUGCAUGGCCUUAUUUUAUCAAGCUACUUAUUUUUGAUUUCCUCUUUUUCAUUUUUAACGCACAGGUUUAAACCGUAAUGGUGAUCGUAUCAUGGAGAUUGAAAACAAGAGGGAAACAUUCUGUGUGCCGGCUCUUCUUCUUUCCCAAUAUUUAGAGCAGCACAGAUAGCACAAGAGAACAUGAAAUUUCCUUUAACUAAGAGACCUUAGCUUGUAGUCUAUCAUAUUAACAUACGUGUCUAUUGUAGGUAGAACUUAGAACAUUUUGAUAAAAUGUAGCAAAAAGGAAACACACAACAACUUGGGGUUUUUCCAAGUAAAAUAUGAUACUGUUGGUAUGAUAAUUAUGUUCCUUUUUCUUCAAAAAGAUCAAUAUUGUUUGUGUGGAUGAGGGAAAUCCAAAAAGAAACUCUUGUACAUGAAUUAUUGUAGUGUUACAAAAUACUAGUUAGCAG
Molecule: messenger RNA, 6406 nt
Organism: Porites lobata
Lineage: Eukaryota; Metazoa; Cnidaria; Anthozoa; Scleractinia; Poritidae
Source: the annotation of a GenBank genome assembly